AUGCUGCGGUCGUCUAGUUCGGCAGUUGGAUUGGCGAGUACAGUGUUGGAGGCGUGGCAACACAGCACAGUCGCCCCCACAGAUGUCGACCGAGCCCGAGCAGUGCCGCGUUCAAAUUUCCAACAGUUGAAUGCGUAUUGUAACUGUUCGGCGGCGAAUCUUAACGCCACGCGACGCGACGUUGCCACUUCGCGCUACGAUAUAGGAGGUUUUGCUAUAACAAAACAAACGGAAUCCAGCUUUGAUCCAAUCCCGCAAAAACAGAUCAGUCAAGUUAUGGCUGCCUAUAACAGCAUUACAGAGGUGACGGUUCAGGGCGAAUUGAACUUUGUUAUUUGA
This is a messenger RNA of Parnassius apollo (apollo), 339 nucleotides long. NCBI's taxonomy places the organism in Eukaryota, Metazoa, Arthropoda, Insecta, Lepidoptera, Papilionidae. The record is from the annotation of a GenBank genome assembly.